AUGGCCGGAAUGGAUCCUGGCGACGGCGGCGGUGGGGCUGCGUCGCACUACCUGGAACUCCUCCGCGCGCAGCAGCAGCAGCUGCAGCACCAGCAGGGGCCGCUAUCCCCGUCCUCCCACGUCAAGAUGGAGCGCUCCGCGCCGUCGCCGGAGAACGUCGAUCCCGGCGGGGAUCAGCCCGCCUUGGAGGGCAGCGUGGGGUCCGGUGGGCCGACGAGGAAGCCGCGAGGGCGGCCGCCGGGGUCCAAGAACAAGCCCCAGCCGCCCAUCAUCAUAACGCGGGACAGCCCCAACGCGCUCCACUCCCACGUCCUCGAGGUCGCCGCCGGCGCCGACAUCGUCGAGUGCGUCUCCGAGUACGCGCGCCGCCGCUGCCGCGGCGUAUGCGUGCUCAGCGGCGGCGGCGCCGUCUCCAACCUCGCGCUACGCCAGCCCGGCGCCGAGCCCCCGGGCAGCCUCGUCGCCACCCUGCGCGGGCAGUUCGAGAUCCUGUCGCUCACGGGCACGGUGCUGCCGCCGCCCGCGCCGCCGGGAGCCAGCAGCCUCAGCGUGUACGUCGCCGGUGGCCAGGGGCAGGUGAUGGGCGGGAGCGUGGUCGGCCAGCUCAUCGCCGCCGGGCCCGUAGUCCUCAUGGCUUCGUCGUUCGCCAACGCCGUCUACGAGCGGCUGCCGCUGGAGGCGGAGGAGGAAGAGGCGGCCACGGCAGCCGCAGCUGCUGCCGCUGCCACUGCCACCGAAACCCAAGGCCUAGCGGAGCCGGCCGAAGGACAGCCACAGCAACAGGAGGCGCCCCAGUCUUCUGGGGUGACGGGUGGCGAUGGCGGUGGCGGUGGCAUUGGCCAUGGCAUGUCACUGUAUGAUCUUGGAGGGAACGCGGCUGGCUACCAGUUGCCCGGAGAGAACUUCGGCACCUGGAGCGGUGGUAUGAGGCCACCAUUUUGA
Miscanthus lutarioriparius is the source of this 942-nucleotide messenger RNA. The record is from the annotation of a GenBank genome assembly. Lineage: Eukaryota; Viridiplantae; Streptophyta; Magnoliopsida; Poales; Poaceae.